GAGGGGCGGUGUGGCUAUCACGGGAUCUCGCUUAGCCCUGAAGUGUCACGUGGACUGUGGCUCGCUAAGAUCCCGGCGAAAACCACCACACGGCUGCCCAAAUUGAUUGUGCGCCUGACUCUAUCGAAGCGACGACAACCACGACAAACGGGAACGACUUCUGAUCUUGCGGGUCAUUCCUUCGACUUUCUUUCCUUGCCCGCUCCCCACAGAAAAGCCGACAAAAUGCCUUCGGAACAAGGACACCGCCGUGAGGGACGUCACCUGAGCUUCCAGCGCUCCAAGCACGCCCUCACUCCCAACACCAGCUUGGUCAAGAUCGAGGGUGUUGAUGACACCAAGUCUGCCAAGUUCUACCUCGGCAAGAAGGUCGCUUUCGUUUACCGUGCUAAGCGUGAGGUCCGCGGCUCCAACAUUCGGGUGAUCUGGGGCAAGGUCACUCGGCCACACGGCAACUCCGGUGUUGUGCGCGCCAAGUUCCGCAACAACCUCCCCCCAAGUCCCUCGGCGCUACCGUCCGCGUUAUGCUCUACCCCUCCAACAUCUAAACGGAUUCUCUGUGUUGUUUUCAGUGGGCGAUUCCCUUCUUCGCACAGACGGUCGGUCAGGCAAGGAAAAGUCGACGGAACGAGCCGAUGUUGAUUUGAGGUGAUGGAGUUGGCGGGUUGAUAACGUUUUAUUCGUGGGAGAAGGCAGGGCCAACAAAGCCCUACGAAUCAAAAAAAAUUUACACUUUCAUAGCUGUGUCGGUCCCAAGAUACUGGGAACGAGCUUCGUCUCGAUAUUUCUCCUUGUUCUUACAAUUGGCGAGCAUGAUGUGUCUGGUCGCGCAGCGUCACUUCUCCCAUUGUGUAUCUGACGCUUAAACGCACCAAAUUCCAUACCAUUUCAAAUUUCAACAGACCGGUCAAUCGAUCCGCUUCUUCGUGCGUCUGUCUUCCGUCUUUUGUUUAAGAAGAAAUUGCAUUUCUUUGCUCUGGCUCCAAUAUACCAUGGCAUGCAUGUUUUGCGAACAUAAAUUAUACUCCCAUGGCAACAGCAAGAUAAACAGACCUCGGCCGUAAUACAUUAAAAUUAACUAUAGCUCUAGCACCCAUAGACCCUGUGCGGCCUUAUUCGGCCUGGUUCCCCAGGUUGUGGUGUGGAUCCGCCUCCCCAUAUC
Molecule: messenger RNA, 1162 nt
Organism: Penicillium samsonianum
Lineage: Eukaryota; Fungi; Ascomycota; Eurotiomycetes; Eurotiales; Aspergillaceae
Product: 60S ribosomal eL33 domain-containing protein
Exons: 5
Biological process (GO): cytoplasmic translation; ribosomal large subunit biogenesis
Cellular component (GO): ribosome; cytosolic large ribosomal subunit
Molecular function (GO): structural constituent of ribosome
Source: RefSeq, a predicted model, not a curated record